UUGAAGCUCCUGGCAACCGUCCGGCUUACGCCAGCAGUCCGUGCAAAUCGCCUCUGUACCAAACUCAAGGUAGCCAAUGGCUGCGCUUUCCAGACAACCAUCGGGCUCUUCAACCUAUCGACUCCACGUCAGGAUCGGCGGCAUACGCCUCCGAUUUUGGACUCAAGGUAGGUAACGGCUGCGCUUUCUAGACAACCGUUGGGCGCUAUAGCCAAUCAACUCCACGCCAGGAUCGACAGGAUACGUUGGAGAUCCGCCUGCUCAACCGUCCGACGUAGCUAAAGCAGUCCUCGCAACAGUGGACCGAGUCUCCUUCAACUUAGCCGUGUAUUUGCACCUAAGGACCUGAGCUACCUGUGUCACAAUUCGGAGAUUUAUGCUGUCCCGAACGUCUCGACGUAGCGAUCUUGCUUCUUGCUGACAGUCACGACUGUUUUCUUGACUUUGACUUGCUUGAUGUUGUUCACUCGGGUCCCGCUUAUAUAGGUCUCCUGGUACCUUUAAUCUUCGACUUCUUCCUGCUCUGUGCGCACGGCACCACACCAGUGUACAAGUCCGCAGUUUUACGACCUUUCGCACUCUGCGCACCGCACCACACUAGAGUCCAAAGUUCGUCGAUGUACCGUUGUUCCUUCGCUCACGGCACGUCUGCGCUAUCUCGUCUCUCGCCGCCUCGCUCCUCAUACUGCUGUUUUCCUCUCUCCGCAUCUUCUCUCCAAACUCUCUUUUCCCGCAAUGCCGUUACUACGCGAAUUCGCUGCGAAUUCAGCAACUGGCGGGCCUCCGUACAGUUGUUACUCACUUUAUUUGUGCAGAGGAAUUUAUCUCCUCACAAAAGUCGUUCCAAUAUCAAGGUCAUGAUGAUAGUUUUUUUUCGAUUUUCGUUUACUAUGAAUUCCAUCCACCCGGAAAAACGGCAAGUAAGAAAUAUUCUGGGUAUUCCCUAAACUGUUGAAUUGCUGAAUUGUUGAAUUUUGAUCAGCUGUUAAUCAGCUGUUCCAUACAAAGUCAACUGUCUGAAAUUUCAGCAAUUCAACAGCCUCGGGGCUGUUGAAAAUUUUGUUGAAUUGCUGAAAACCAGAGUUGUCGCUGUUCUCGACUAAAAGUUAGAGGAACUCUGGUCACUUGUAAACAUGGAGGAAUUGUAAGCGUAUAAAAUAUGCAAUAAAAGGAUAUCUGAUAGGAUGCUGCCUGUUAGCAGUUCUAAUAGUUAAGUUUUUUGGCUUAUUCUCGGCAUUUUCCUUAAUUUUAAACAUAAUCUUUGGUAAGCACAGCCUGACAUUUUGACAAUCUGACAAACAACAGACAACAAAUUGAAAAUUCAACAGGGAACUUUAAUACCCCCUUCCCAUACAGUCCAUUCGUUAGAAACGGUUGGGAUUUUUGACAAAUGUGAAACUCCGAUUCCCACAGGGCACAUCCACCAUCUACCAUCCGACAACAGCUGUCAGUUCAGCUGUGACUAAUAAAAACACAAGCAAAAAUUGUUAAAGUGGAUUUUGCCAGACCAAAAUGAACAAUUUACCAAUUAUUUUGGCUGCUGUACAACAGCAAAAUCUUAAGUUGAAUCAGCUUUUAUUGGCAGCCAAUUCAGAGGAGUGGAAUGACGACGAAUUGGAUCUGUACGAAAGCAUUUUUUCUGCAAAAGAGCAAAUGCCACGAAGGGUGUGGAUGCUGAAGCGAUACGGGACAUUUUGGAGAAGGACAUACCGGAAAACAAGGACGAGUUCUUCAAAGAGAGCUUUCGUAUGGAGAAGAGGACCUUUUCGUUUUUGGUGGACCGACUUGGUGUUUUGCGGCAGUCGAUCACCACAACUACAAAGGCUGGUACUCAAUAGUAUUAUUCGCUCUCGUGGAUUACAGAUACAGAUUUACCUAUGUAAACAUCGGCUCUGCUGGGCGCUGCAACUACUCCACUAUAUUUCAAAAGUCGAGCCUGGCAAGGAAAAUUGUGUCUUCUUCGUUUCUUCACGAAAUAACAAGGGAAAUUUGUGGCGUUCAAGUUCCGGUGCUGCUUAUUGGGGACUCUGCCUUUAGAUUUUCCCAAACGCUGAUGAAGCCGUACCCAUUUUCCACAACUGCAUCCGAAGAACAGCGAAAUUUUAACUAUAAUCUGUCUAAAGCUAGGCGAGUGGUAGAAAAUGCAUUUGGCCAUUUAAAGGCAAGAUUUCGGUUUAUUGGGAAAGGUCUUGACAGCCACUACAAGAAUAAUAAUGCAGUUAUUCUAGCCUGCUGCAUUUUGCACAACAUUUUAAAUGAGCACAACAGCGCUAUAAAUGAAACUUGGCAACAGGCUGCAAAUGACCUAGGCGAACAACCAAAUCGGACUAAUAUGUCUGCAGAUUUUAGCCAACCUGCAGAAAAAAUAAGAGCAGCUAUUUCCCA
This is a messenger RNA of Drosophila suzukii, 2385 nucleotides long. The record is from RefSeq and is a predicted model, not a curated record. Lineage: Eukaryota; Metazoa; Arthropoda; Insecta; Diptera; Drosophilidae.